AUGAUUGAGCCCUUCCUGGGAACCUGGAACCUGGUCUCCAGUGAAAACUUUGAGGAGUACAUGAAAGAGCUGGGAGUGAAUUUUGCUGCCCGGAAUGUAGCAGGGUUAGUGAAACCAAGUGUCAGUAUUAGUGUCAAUGGAGAAACAGUGACCAUGCGGACAGAAAGUUCUCUCACAAACACUGAGAUUUCUUUCAAACUGGGGGAAGCGUUUGAUGAAACUACUGCAGACAACCGGAAAGUAAAGAGCAUCAUCAUAUUAGACAAUGGCACAAUGAUUCAUGUCCAAAAAUGGCUUGGCAAAGAAACGACAAUAAAGAGAAAAAUUGUAGAUGGAAAAAUGGUAGUGGAAUGUACCAUGAAUGAUAUUGUCAGCACCAGAAUCUAUGAGAAAGCAUGA
This is a messenger RNA of Dipodomys ordii (Ord's kangaroo rat), 399 nucleotides long. RefSeq names its product fatty acid binding protein 9, testis (gene Fabp9). Gene Ontology annotation, cellular component: cytosol; nucleus. Gene Ontology annotation, molecular function: fatty acid binding. Gene Ontology annotation, biological process: fatty acid transport. NCBI's taxonomy places the organism in Eukaryota, Metazoa, Chordata, Mammalia, Rodentia, Heteromyidae. The transcript is spliced from 4 exons. The coding region runs from base 1 to 399 and encodes 132 amino acids. The record is from RefSeq and is a predicted model, not a curated record.